Akanthomyces muscarius is the source of this 1245-nucleotide messenger RNA. RefSeq lists its product as uncharacterized. Lineage: Eukaryota; Fungi; Ascomycota; Sordariomycetes; Hypocreales; Cordycipitaceae. Bases 1 to 1245 code for a protein of 414 amino acids. The transcript has 3 exons. The record is from RefSeq and is a predicted model, not a curated record.
AUGUACACCCACGAAGCCACCCUCACCCAGACGCCGCUCCACGUCCUCGGCCUCGUGCUGCGGGAGCUCGACAGCCUGCACUCGCUCGGCUCUGCCAUUCUCGCGCACCCGGUCCUGCACGCCGCCUUCACCGAGGACCCAGCGCGCAUCACGCGCGACAUCCUCGACGCGCAGAUGAGCCCUGCGACCGCACGCCUGGCCUACGCCGCGCACGCCGCCCGCGACGUGGACCGCACCUCGACGGCCGCCGUCAAGGCCUUUGCCGACGCCUGGCUUGUCCCGCUCGACGACGACGCCGCCGCCGCCGAGGCCGGCAGCGAGGGUGGCCCGCUGGGCAUCUGGCCGUGGGGCCUUUCGCUGGCCGACAUCGUCUCCAUGAGCAAGACGCAUGGCAUCGUCGAGGAUCUGACGGCGCGCCUCGUGGAUGCGGCGCUGCCGCAGUGCGAGGCACUGUUUGGCAGCCGCAGGCGGGACUGCACUCGGGCGACGCCCGCCGAGGUCGCCAGGAUCCAUCGCAUGCUGUACGGGUUCGAGAUUUACUGCGGGCUGCUGUUCCGCGACGCGGGCGAUUGCAAGGCCGAUCUAAGCUGGCGGACAGAGGUCAAUUUUCAGCUGAGCGCGGCGCUGUACCACGACAACGUCGUCAAGGCGAAUAAUCAGCUGGCGUGCAUUCACGAUUUUCUGGAAAACAUCGUGCUGCAAGCGUUUAAGCAAGUGGCCAUGUACGAUGUCGGUUGGGGUGCACACGAGGUCGACUUUUUAUCCACAGGCAGUGCCAACGAGCACGUUCAGGCCUACCUAUCGCUAGGACUAGAAUAUAUAUACAAACUCGCCCAGGCCAACACGCGCCUGCCGCCCAACGCCGGCCCCGACGCGCAGCUGCAGCACUUUCGCACGCUGCGGCGCAUGUUGCUCACGCACCGCUACUCGGCCACCAGCACGCUGCCGCCCAAGACGGCGUACAUGCUCGCCAGCGAGCUCAACGCCCACAGCCGCGCGCACCUCGCCAAGACGGGUGCCGCCGAGCGCCAGCACGCAUGCCACCUGUGGGAUGAGCCGACCGGUCCGCCGUCGGCCAAAGACGUCGAGAUGCGGUGCUUUGUGGCGAGCCGCUGGGCCGCCGAGGGCCAGGCGCGGGACAAGGAGGUCGAGGAGACAUAUCGCCCGGCAAUGGAGAGAUCGUGGGCACGGCGCAAGGGCAUGUAUUUGCAAGGAUACAGGGGUUUCUACAUGGAGCAUAUUUAG